AUGGUGUCUAUGGGGUUAGUAUGCGCAUGGACAGGGCGGACUUGCGAAACACUCGAAGAACGCCCAACUGCAAAUACACCAGCUCAGGCAAUAGCGGUUCGUGAGAAUCCUGAACGAGAUAGAGUCUACAAGAUUCUACGAGACGGACGUCCGAAGAAGCCAAAAGUACUAGGAAGCCGGCAGGUUCAUCUUGAAGAGACGCGUACGCCGCCCGCUAAGAGGCGCCACUCGCCUGCUCCACCGAGGGCACCGAAGGCAGCAAAGCCCACUUCGUCUACUGCAACUCAGUCGGAAAGUAGCCUCGGUAGCGCAACGACGGAGGAGGACGUCGAGCGAAUCGCUCGGGCUGUCGCAGUUCUUAUGAAAAAGUGA
This is a messenger RNA of Cylicocyclus nassatus, 372 nucleotides long. The record is from the annotation of a GenBank genome assembly. NCBI's taxonomy places the organism in Eukaryota, Metazoa, Nematoda, Chromadorea, Rhabditida, Strongylidae.